Messenger RNA from Lycium barbarum (goji berry), 908 nucleotides. RefSeq names its product miraculin-like. Bases 76 to 705 code for a protein of 209 amino acids. The record is from RefSeq and is a predicted model, not a curated record. The transcript has a single exon. Gene Ontology annotation, molecular function: endopeptidase inhibitor activity. NCBI's taxonomy places the organism in Eukaryota, Viridiplantae, Streptophyta, Magnoliopsida, Solanales, Solanaceae.
UUCAUUUUGUUCACAUCUUUACAUUCUUAAAUCAGAACUUAACAAACAGUGUAAUUUGUAAACAUCAACCUGGCAAUGAAGUUGAUAAUUCUGCUUUUCGUUUCGCUUCUCUUUGCCGCUAACUGCUUCACAAAUUCAAGAUUUUGUGAAGCAGCCGAACCCCCUGCAGUGCGUGACAGUACUGGAAAAUUGGUCCGUGCAAGAACUUAUUAUUUUAUUCAACCAGCACAUCGAGAAGUCGAUGGCUGGGGGUUUCAGCUUGGCCGUACUGGCGGGACGGAUAAGCGUUGUCCAUUGGGCAUAGUUGGACAAGACUAUUACAACGGCACUGCAGUACAAUUUUUACCGGUAAACUCUAAGAAAGGCGUCAUUCGCUUAUACACCGACUUAAACAUUGAUUUCAACACGUAUACUGUUUGUGAUGGAUGGAAUACUGUCUGGAAGGUCGGUCAGUAUGACCAACCAUCCGGACAGUACUUCGUAACACUCGGUGGAGUGAAAGGAAAUCCUGGUCGAGAGACGAUAAGUAAUUGGUUUAAGAUUGAGGAGUUUAGUAAUAAUUACAAGAUUAGAUAUUGUCCAUCCGUGUGCGGGGAUUGCAAGGUCACGUGCAAAGAUGUUGGCAUAGUUGAAUACAAUGGGCAGAAGCGUUUGGCGCUAAGUGAUAUUCCGGUUCAGGUGAAGUUUGUGAAGCUCGUACAGUAAAGUCUCUCGUGAAAAAGUUUAAGCAUGCAAGACUAGUUUGAUGACGCCUUUGGUGUGAUAAUAAAGCAAUUUAGAUGCGUGGUGUGCGUUUGUAUUUCUUUUCUAUGAAGUGCCAUGUGUGUGUGUAUGUAUUUCUUUGAUAAAUAAGUUCUACUAUAUGUAAUAAGUCGAUGAGGCCUGAUCAUUAUGGGUGUUUGUGUCUA